CCCGGAUCGGAGAGAGAGAAGCGUUAAAUUCUCCCAGUCGGUUUUACGAAAACAGUCUUUCGAGCGACAUGACAAAUACAACGCUCGAAGAUUUGGACAGAAACAUAACUUAUUGAAGGAUGGCAGAUUGAUAAAACAUCAAAUUGCACUCUUGAUUGUAUGCAUAUUAUUUAAAAGUUUCGGGUACAAUGUGGAAAUCCCGAUGAAGCGGAAAUCGUGAGCUAAAGUUGUGUUUACGGCGAAGGAGUGGCUCAUACUGUCUCCAGAAGGGUGAAGCUGUAGAAGAAUAGCUGAAGAGAGAGAGAGAAGAUGCCUCCUCCCCCGCCACCCCCUGCCCCUCCCCCACCCCCAACCUUCGCUGUGGCGAAUACACAGAAGCCGUCACUCAGCAAGAAUGAAUCACAAGGAAGAAACGCCUUGCUGUCUGAUAUCGGCAAAGGUGCUCGUCUGAAGAAGGCUGUCACCAAUGACCGGAGUCAACCCGCCAUUGACAAACCCAAAGGUGGAGGAGGUGGUGGUGGUGGAGGAGGUGGUGGUGGUGGAGGAGGAGGAGGAGGAGGAGGAGGAGGAGGUGGAGGAGGUGGAGGAGGUCCAGUACUAGGAGGUCUCUUUGCAGGAGGCAUGCCCAAGCUUCGGUCUUCAGGAGGGAACAGCAACGGAGGCCCUAGGCCCCCCAUGGUACCUCUAGGAGGCCGUUCCUCAGGCCCCAGACCGUUUGGUGGUGGGGGCCCCUCCGCUGGCCCUCCACGGUUCUCAGGGGCCCCAGCCUUUCCCCGGAGCAGCGCCCCCGACCUCCCCAGGGGACGGGCAGGCCCCCCGCGACCAGAGACCCCUGGCGGACCCCCUCCCCCCGUCCCCAACACCCCACGGCCCAACCAGAGCCGAGGGACCCCGCCUGUUCCAGGAGGAGCCCGGAUCCCCAGCUCAGCUCCGGCCCCUCCUCCACCCAACCUUGCAGGCAGACACCAAGGCCUGCCCCCUCCCCCUGGCCCUAUAGGGGCCCCGUCUGGGCCAAAACCCUCCUUUGGGGCCCCUCCGGUUCCCAGUAGUGGACGUCCCACUCAACCCCCAGCCCCCCACCCUGGCAGACCCUCAGAGGACCCCUUGCCCCCACCCCCACCCCUGGGGGGCCACCGGUCCUCCAUAUCCAGAGAUGGACCCCCACAGCCACCAUCUUUCAACUCCAAGCCCCCCAGCUCGUCUUCCUCUCGGCCCUCCAUCGGCGGUGGUGGAGCUCCCCCUCUUCCUCCUGGCAGACCGGGCCCUCCACUGCUGCCCCCAACGCCUGCGUUAGGAGACACCCCCAGACUACCACAGAGGAACCUUUCACUCAACUCGCCGGCACCCCCACCUGGCCGUUCAGGGCCACUGCCACCCCCUCCCAGUGAGAGGCCGCCCCCCCUGGGUAGAAACCCCUCAGGACGGACGGGCCCGCUCCCUCCUCCUCCUCCCUCCUCAGGUCCACGUGGAGGCAGUAUAAGGUCAUCUCCAGUCCCCUCACCUCCUAACCGCCCGGGAGCAGAGCCCUCCCGUGGGGGACACCGGCCCCCGCUCCCCCCAGACCGACCGGGAAUAGGAGGCCCUCCUCCCCCACCUCCAACCAUGGGCAACGGCUUCCAGAACUCCCAUCCCCAACACGUUGAUGAGUGGGAGUCCCGGUUCCAGUUUCACCCUGUCUCAGACCUCCCUGUCCCAGAGCCUUACAUCUCCUGUCAGAAGACAUACCCCAGCAAGUUGUCCAAGACUGACGGCAUAGGUUCGGAUAAAAAGUUCAGGGGUGCGCCCCCACUACCCCCUAUCCCCAGGUAAAGGGGUCGUUUUUGGGAUGUCUUCCCUCCCUCCCUCCCUCCCUCAGAGUACAUGGAUGUAAGUAUGUCACUCCCACUGCCUCUGUCUAUGAGGCUUAUUACACCUCAUGGAUGGACCAUAUUUGCAGUGGGACUCACGCAACCAUGUGUUUCUGCCUGGAGUUGACAAAAUAUUCUCAUUUAACGAACAGCACCCCAAACCAACCAAAGUGGCAACAGAGGCUCGUUUUAUAGGCUAUGCAUUUGGUUUUGCUCCACUAUGUAGUGUUGAAACUGUAUACUUUUGUUAUCAUUUUUCACUGUGCCUUUUUUUUCUAUUCUGGAUUGUUAUGAAGGAUCUUUAUGAGACUUAAGUGAAGCAUGUUAUGAAGGAUCUUUAUGAGACUUAAGGGAAACAUGUUAUGAAGGAUCUUUAUGAGACUUAAGGGAAACAUGUUAUGAAGGAUCUUUAUGAGACUUAAGGGAAGCAUGUUAUGAAGGAUCUUUGAGACUUAAGGGAAACAUGUUAUGAAGGAUCUUUAUGAGACUUAAGGGAAACAGUCGUGUUGGAUGUUGUGCCUGUCUUCGCCAAAGGGCAACCGAACUAUAGCAUAUCAGUUACAUUGUUCUAACCAUCAAAGGGUACUUUUCCAUACAAUCCAUGUGCAGUUCAUAGCAUGUUGUGAACUUUGUUUUUACACAGUAGAGACAAAAUGGACGCUUGUGUGUUACAGUAUGCGUUGAUUGAACUUUAGGUGAAAAUGUAAUGUUUUCUUUUUGCUUUGAUAGAUAGAAAAACAUCCCUCAUGACAGCUGUUAGUUUAAUUUUGUAUGAUUUGAGUUGUUGGGAAGGACUCUUUGUUCUUAUUUUCUAAGUUAUGUAUUUGACCAUUUUUUACUCUACAGUUACAGUAUUAUCUUCUGCUUCUGUACUACUGCUCUGGGAUCUCUCCGCUACUUGAUAUUAACAUCAAGCUGGUCUCAGAACCACUUGCAGAGUGACAGUCCAAUAUUUGACCUAUGAAAGUAAAUCAAUAAAAUGUAUUAAAAUGUUAUACAUGGUCCUGAAGUUAAGAUAGGAAUGAGCUUACUCAUAGUGUGUUUAAUGUAUGCAAGGAGGAUAUGAAUAUGGAUCAAAAUAUGCUGGCUGUAUACUGGUGUGAGAGAAAGUGCUAUGUCAGUGUUUUCUCUGUUCUGUAAAGAAGAUAAUAUGCAUUUCUGAAUAGAGAAUGGGGGGAAUGGCAUGAGCAUGUGUGUUUGACCAAAGACAAUCGGCUGCACUAGGACGUAGUCUCAUCCCACAGAGGCAGUGUCUCAGAUACAACUUGCAUUGGAGGCUACCUGGGACCAAACAGCCAGAAACAUCCUGCAGAAAUGGAACGUUUCAAAAAGAGGACCAUUAAAGUUGUGUGUUAGUUCCUCCUCAGGUGACAGACAUAAUGAAUGACAUUCCUCAUGGGGACAUUUUUCUUUCAGUCUUCUUUCAGAAUUUAUUCUGUCUCUUGUUCCCUGGUUAUCUCUGUUAACCCAGAAGUAAAAUAUAGCGUCGUUUGGUCAGCGACACGCAGAAACUGCCCAUGGGAGAUUAGUUCCCUAUGACAUUUACAAUGGUACUGCAGAGUGCUUUAUGCACUUUGGCUUCAAGGGAACUUAUAUAUAUAUAUUUUUUUAUGCAUUCAACUGCAUUUGUUUCUGCCUUUUGAGUGUAUUUUCUUCCUGAUGCUUUUCAAUGUAAAACAAAGCAAACUAUUUCCAAAUGGAUUUUCUAAAUAAAGCAAAUAAAGUUGGAAUUGA
Molecule: messenger RNA, 3581 nt
Organism: Salvelinus namaycush (lake trout)
Lineage: Eukaryota; Metazoa; Chordata; Actinopteri; Salmoniformes; Salmonidae
Product: WAS/WASL-interacting protein family member 1-like
Exons: 8
Coding region: 310-1809 (499 amino acids)
Molecular function (GO): actin binding
Source: RefSeq, a predicted model, not a curated record